AUGAUGAUUAAUAACUCAUCAUUUGCCAAAGGUUCGCAAGGUGAAGAAAGAGUGGCUCGCUUACCACCAGCGGAUGGUAUGCUAAAUAACAUUGGAGCUAAGGUGCAGGGAAUGGCUGAAGCCGCCGCAGAUAAGCUCAGUGGUGCGUUUCAUGCUACGAAAGAUACCUUAGUCGGAGACAAUGAUACUAUGCAGUCUGGAAGAAAUGAUACUAUGCAGUUCGGACAUGAUCUAUCAUCCCAGCCUGGUUUCCACAGCGAGUAUAAAACCAAUGAG
Strongylus vulgaris is the source of this 276-nucleotide messenger RNA. The record is from the annotation of a GenBank genome assembly. Lineage: Eukaryota; Metazoa; Nematoda; Chromadorea; Rhabditida; Strongylidae.